UUCUUCUUUCUGCAGUUUUUCUCUGUUUUCGCCAAACUUUAUGUCUACGGACUGGAAAUGAACGUGAAAGUUAAUAUUAAUUAAUUAGCAAACAUCGCACGCGACUCCUGACAGAAAGAGCAGGAGCGGAUUUUCCUCUGGAGAGAGCUGAGAAGGAGGGAGGAGUUUCAACAAAGGCCCUUUCCACAUAAAACAUGGAGGCUUGUGCGGAGAAGUCCUGGUGUCCUGCUUCUACCACUCUACAAGCCCUCAGCUGAGACAUCUACCACCAGAUUCUCCUCCUGAAGCCUUCAGAGCAUUGUUACAAAGGGUUUGCUUGUCAGAAAUGCUCAUAUUGAUCCAAUAAUUGUGUGGUUUUAGACCUAGCACUGUGCUCAUUUUUCUUCCUCUGUCUCCGACUCUCACAGUGCUGCCCCUGCCUGCAGUGAACAAAAGAUAAUUACUCAGGAAACAUUUCAGCCAAUCAGGUGCUGCCUUGUAUCUCGCCUGUGAGGUAGGCAACCAGUCAGGAUCUGGCUAACAUCGCUGGGGCCUGAUCGCCUUGCCUGAAGAGCGGAGCCUUCCCCGGCUGAGAGCUGAGAGUGUCCUCCAUGUUUUAUAAGUGUUGACAUAACAUUGUGUCAGGCAGCCAUGCAUCCACAGAGGGUCACGGGGGUGCCCCCAGACAACCAGGCUGCCAUACAGGAGGCAGAGUGAACCAUGGCAAAUCCUUUUCCUUUUUUAAUAUAAUGCAACAGAGAACUGGAUUUACUAAUGGCAGCCAUGUCUCAUCUCUGUUGUGGCAGUCUUGUGGCAGACAACUAUUGGGGGAUGGGCAUCAGGGGUUUGAGGGCACGUGUGAGUGGACUGGCUCUGCUCUGGGUUUUUUGUCUUGUGCCAGGCCAGAGGAAGGUACACAAACAGCAACUUGUGUGCUGAGGACCUGGCAGGGAGGACAGGAAGAACAAAUGUUCUAUGUCUGCAAAAAAACAAAAACAAAAAAAAAAAAAAGAUUUUUGAGACCGACUUACAGUCUGGCUGAGGAGGAGAUAAAGACCGAGUCUGAUGUGGUAGAGGGGAUGGAUGCUUCUGUGCGAUCCAAAGUCCCUGACCCACCAGGGUCAGCAGAACGAUCAACAGCACCACAGAAGCGCAAGGUGACGAGUCCCACCCAUUCCUCCAAUGGACACUCUCCCUCAGAAACCUCCCCCAGCCCCCUGAAGAAAAAGAAGAAGCCAGGGGCUGUGAACUGUAAUAACAAAGACCAGUCAGAGCUAAGACAUGGUCCCUUUUACUAUAUGAAGCAGCCAGCACUCACCACAGACCCUGUUGAUGUUGUACCGCAGGACGGCAGGAAUGACUUCUACUGCUGGCUGUGCCACCGCGAGGGCCAGGUGCUCUGCUGUGAGCUCUGCCCCAGGGUGUACCACGCCAAGUGCCUCAAACUACCAGCCGAGCCCGAGGGCGACUGGUUCUGUCCAGAGUGUGAGAAAAUAACCGUUGCUGAAUGCAUUGAAACCCAGAGCAAGGCGAUGACGAUGCUAACGAUAGACCAGCUCUCCUACCUGCUGAAAUUUGCACUCCAGAAAAUUAAACAGCCUGGGACUGAGCCUUUUCAGAAGCCCGUAUCUUUGGAACAACACCCAGAUUAUGCAGAAUACAUCUUCCACCCAAUGGACUUGAGUACUAUAGAGAAGAAUGUGAAAAAGAAAAUGUACGGUUGCACAGAGGCUUUUCUUGCUGAUAUAAAAUGGAUCUUACACAACUGCAUCAUCUAUAAUGGAGGGAAUCACAAACUAACUGCGACCGCCAAAGUCAUUGUGAAGAUCUGUGAACAUGAGAUGAAUGAGAUUGAGGUGUGUCCAGAGUGCUACCUGUCUUCAUGCCAAAAAAGGGAUAACUGGUUUUGCGAACCAUGCAGUCAGCCCCACCCCCUGGUCUGGGCCAAGCUGAAGGGGUUCCCGUUCUGGCCAGCGAAGGCUCUUCGAGAAAAGGAUGGGCAAGUAGAUGCACGCUUCUUUGGGCAACACGACAGAGCCUGGGUACCGAUCAACAACUGCUACUUGAUGUCCAAAGAGAUCCCGUUCUCUGUAAAGAAAACAAAAAGCAUUUUUAAUAGUGCCAUGCAAGAGAUGGAGGUCUAUGUGGAAAAUAUACGCAAAAAAUUUGGGGUCUUUAACUACGCGCCCUUCCGCACCCCCUACACACCCAACAACCAGCUGCAGAUGCUGCUGGAUCCCUCCAACCCCGGUGCUGGUGCGGUGAAAACCGAGAAACCGGACAAACUACGCUUCAACUUUGACAUAACUGCAUCUCCUAAGAUGAUCCUCAGCAAGAGCUCCACGCCCAGCGCUAUGAGUCGGCGAGCCUCGAUGACAGAAACGCCCCGUUCUCCCAUGAGCACCAACUCCUCGGUUCACACAGGGUCUGAUGGGGAGCAAGACACGGAGAAGGUCACCAGGAAUCCUGCUUUGCACUACAGCACUGGAGAGGAAUCCAUGGACUGUACGGCAUCCCCUGUCUCUGGGAAGGUGGGUCCAGCUGGCAGUGUGACGGGCAGUCCGAAGCCCUUUAACGCUGGACUCGUGCCCAAGCAGGAGAGGACCACAGGAACAGGAGGAAUCCUCAAUCUCAACCUUGAUCGAGUGAAGGCAGAAAUGGAUCUGAAGGAGCUAAGUGAGACUGUGCAGCAGCAGCAGCAGCAACAAGCCGCACCUGCAGCACCUGCUACUCCAAAGAAACACAUCCGGAGUCUGGAUAAGACCAUCGAAAGCUGCAAGGCACAGCUUGGAAUCGAUGAGAUCUCUGAGGAUGCGUAUAAAGAUGUGGAUCACAGUGACUCUGAGGACUCAGAGAAAUCAGAUUCCAGUGAUAGCGAGUAUCCCAGUGACGAAGAACACAAGCCAAAGAGCGCUGCACCGGAUGAUAAGGACAAAGCAGAGAGAAAAAGGCCCAAAGCGAGCACGGAGGGAGAGAAUAAGGAGGGAGGCACAACCACAGGGGACAAGGCCACCUCUGAACCCUUGCUCAAAGAGAAGCAGGGCAGCAAUGGCCCAGAUAGGGAUUUGCAGGACAAGCCCAGGACGCCCCAAUCUCAGCCCCUUGCUGAAAAGCCUAAAUCAUCGGAGGAGGGCAAAGCGGCCACAGCUACAGCAGCGGUGGCUGAGCAAGACUCUGAUUCUGAGAGAGAGCUUGUCAUUGACCUGGGGGAUGAACAUGGAGGUCGUGAGUCAAAGAGGCCAAGAAAAGAGCAAGGGUCCUCCGCUGCCAAACCCACUAAAGACACUAAUGUUGCCAAGUUGGAAGGUAAACUGCCUUCAUCUGCUGCGUCAAGCGCGCCAACACGAGACACUUCCCCCAGCCUUAAAGACUCACUACAGCCCUCUGUCACAGGAGCACUUAACCUUGUUUCUGCUGCAGCACCUGGCCAGCCCAGUGCUACCACAACUACCAGUGGGUCUGCCAGCUCCCCAUCCCCUGUCUCCACAACAACGUCCCCAGUUCUUAUAGCUAUAAAAAAACAGCGCCCACUACUGCCCAAAGAGACGGCUCAGGCUGUGCAGCGGGCGGUUGUUUUAAGUCCAACCAAGUUUCAGACAUCAUCCCAGAAGUGGCACAUGCAGAAGGUUCAGAGGCAGCAGCAGCAGCAGCAGGGAGAGCAGCCGACUGCGCAGAUGCAGACACCGAGUCAGACACACAGCCCACAGCAGCUGCAACAGCAGAACUCCAACUCCUCUUCCUCCAGCACACGCUAUCAGACCAGACAGGCAGUCAAAGUGCAACAGAAAGACCCACCUCAGAGUGCGACGUCAUCAGCAUCUGGACCGGCCACAUCUGGUAGCUCCUCUUUCAUGCCGGGAGACUUGCAAAUCCCUACAGUUUCAGCAGAUGUAGCAGCAGAUAUAGCCAAGUACACGAGCAAAAUUAUGGACACAAUAAAGGGGACAAUGACCGAAAUCUACAACGAUCUUUCUAAAAGCACGUCAGGAAACACAAUUGCAGAGAUACGAAGGCUGAGGAUAGAGAUUGAAAAGCUCCAGUGGUUGCAUCAACAAGAGCUGUCAGAAAUGAAGCACAACUUGGAGUUAACAAUGGCAGAAAUGAGACAGAGUCUGGAGCAGGAAAGAGAACGUUUGGUAGCCGAGGUAAAAAAGCAGACGGAGGUGGAAAAGCAGCAGGCAGUGGAUGAGACCAAAAAGAAACAGUGGUGUGCAAACUGCAGAAAGGAGGCCAUCUUUUACUGCUGCUGGAAUACCAGUUACUGUGAUUACCCCUGCCAACAAGCCCACUGGCCUGAGCACAUGAAGUCCUGCACGCAGUCAGCCACAGCGUCGCAGCAGGAACCAGAGGCAGAGCCUAACUCUGAGCCUUUGGUCAAACCAUCAGGCCACUCUCCCGCCGCCCAGUCACUGCCGUCAGGCACAGGAUCCAUAUCGGACAAAAGCAACUCUCCUACAUACGUUGACAAAAGCAAGGACAGCGCUGGUGUUACUGUGACCUAACUGCUACACUACAGGCACACUGUGUGCCACCUGUGUGGGGCAAGUGGCCUCGAACUUGGUGCUUGAAGGUCUGCACCUUCGUGACAAAUCACUUUAUAUAUUUUUUUCAUUCCCAUUUGUAUAUCUGAUUGGUGUACAGUUUCAUUCUCAGUUUACUUAAACGUGUUUGAGUCAAUUCACCAUGUGAAAGUAGUCUGUGUUGAGAAAGAAAUGUGAGUCUUUAUGUUUUCAUACUGUAGUUUUGUGUUCUGUGUUAGCUCUGUUACCACUUUUAUGCUCAGAGCUAGAUUGUAUGAAACCCACAGCAUAUUUUCUACGAGAUCUCUUUCAAUGCUGCUCUAAAGUAUCUUGCUGCUGUUUUAUGUUGUUGAUUGUUCUCCAUAUUGUGAGACAAAACAUUAGAAACAGCCUUCACCAAUAAAUAUCACACCCUUAUCACAACGCCAUCACAGACGUUUUGACUGGAAGUUUUGUUAGUAGUUUAUACCACGUUUGUUUUGAGUCAACCAAAGUGUUGUAAGGUAAAACAGGCUUAAAGAUUACAUUUCAGUCCACCCCGUCUGUUCUAUGUUAGUGAUGGUAUUUGUUUCAUACCAGUUUUGUAUUGCAGGUCUAUGUUGUAUAGUUGCAAAAAUAUGAUUUAUUGAAAAGACUAAAACAUUUAAAAAUGUACAUAAUUUUUCUAAGAAGAUACCUGAACAAUAUUUAUAGUGUUACAUGUUUUUAUAGUAUGUUUAUCGCAAUCACAUUUCUAUGUGUUUAAAAGAGUUAUUUGAAAGUAAACUUCUUCACAUGAAUGUCAGCUCCGAGUGAAGUCUUUGUGUAGCAAGAAACCCAAAGCUGAUGUAAAUCCAGGUCAAACUGUCCAAGAACUGAGUAGGCAGAAACAGCUUUUUGGCCAUAUAUUUCCUGUUUGCAUGUUAGUAUUGAGCUUGUGUCUUGUUCUUGUUUACAUAUUGUACAUAAUGAUAAAUGGACGUGUCACGUGUGAAGAAAAAAAUAAAAAAAAUGUCUUGUA
This is a messenger RNA of Nothobranchius furzeri (turquoise killifish), 5499 nucleotides long. The record is from RefSeq and is a predicted model, not a curated record. NCBI's taxonomy places the organism in Eukaryota, Metazoa, Chordata, Actinopteri, Cyprinodontiformes, Nothobranchiidae.